Gongylonema pulchrum is the source of this 135-nucleotide messenger RNA. The record is from the annotation of a GenBank genome assembly. NCBI's taxonomy places the organism in Eukaryota, Metazoa, Nematoda, Chromadorea, Rhabditida, Gongylonematidae.
AUGGCUUUGUUACUGAAACGCCCAAGCAAACUGGACUACGACAUCGAUUCAUUUGCCACUGAUUUGCAACGUUUUGCACGUGAACAGCGCGACAGAUACGUACUUCUAUAUGGUUGGUGCUUCGCUGCUCACUGA